AUGGAAUCUCGAGACUAUAUGAAUCUCUCCACCGACAAAGCCUUUCCUAAGCUUUUAAAUCCAGGAGAAUCCCUUCUCAUGAGUCUCAAAGUGAUAAAAUUUAACAAGCGAAAUAAAGCCCAGGAACGCACAAUUGCACUGACCUCAACAUCUCUUCUCAAUUUAAAAGGAAAAAAGCUCCAAAGAAGAAUGGACAUCACCUCUUUAGGAGGCAUCACUCGCAGUAAGCACGGCGAUGAAUUUGUGUUGCAUUCUCCAUCAGAGUACGACUAUAGGUUUGGCUCUCCACUUAAGGACCAAGCUAUUCAAACUCUUUGCCAGGCUUUCAAAAACUUAACAGGACGUACUCUUUAUGUGUGAGAGUCCAACGAAAUCAGUUUGAAAGACCUUACAACUACUAAAAGUGACAAGAAAAAAGGCCUCAACAAAAUGCCUGCACCUGAAACUGCAAUCAAUUUCAGAGGCGAAGUUCCGAAUUUUAAUGAGGAGUCUAAAGAUUCUCGCGGAAAGCGAAGCAGAACCAUUUUUGCUGCCACAGAAAAUCCGUCUGCAGCACUUUUAGAUGAUUUUACUAUACUAAAAGUAUUAGGAAGAGGAAGCUUUGGGAAAGUGAUGCUUGUAAGAAGAAAAGAUAAUGGACAGCUUUAUGCAAUGAAAAGUCUAUACCAUUUAAAUAGAUUAGUUACUAUAAGCCUAUGGAUUCUUAUUAUCAAUAAAGAGUUAAGGGUCAGUUUUAAAAGUAAUUAGUCUUUAUAAUUGAGUAUAAGAAAAGAUGCAUUACUUGAAAGUGAUCAAGUUGAGCAUACAAAAACAGAAAAACUUAUUUUGCAGCAUAUAAAUCACCCUUUCUUAGUCAAACUCGAAUAUGCGUUUGCAACAUCUACGAAAAUUUAUUUUGUGAUGGAAUUCAUGAAAGGUGGGGAACUUUUCUACCAUUUGAGAGAAGCCAAAAGAUUCCCUGAAGACCGAGCCAGAUUUUACGCUGCACAAGUAGGGCUUGGACUUGGUCAUCUUCAUGAGCAAAAUAUUGUAUAUCGAGACCUUAAACCUGAAAACGUCCUUAUGGACGAGUUUGGGAAUGUUUAUUUAUCUGACUUCGGCAUGGCAAAAAUGCUGGGAGAAAAUGGAUCGACCCAAACCUUUGUAGGAACUCCUGAAUAUGUAGCCCCUGAGAUCAUUUCAUGUGCUGGCCAUAACAUAACAGCAGAUUGGUGGAGUUUUGGUGUAUUAAUGGCUCUUUGCACUGAUAAUUUAUAAAUCAUUUAGCCUAAAUUACUAAUUUUGCUUUUCAUGAGUUUGCUUUUAUACUUUUUUUUUUCCAUAUCGGAAAUUAUUUAAAAAAAUAGGCAAAAUGCUUUUUCCUUAAAAGUAGCAUAUUAAGUAUUAAUUUAUGAAAUGAUAGUCGGAAUUCCUCCAUUUUACGACCAAAACGUAAAUCUAAUGUAUGAGCUGAUUCAAAGAGGAAAAUUGAAGUUCCCUGUAAAAUCCCCUGUUUCAGAUAAUGCAAAAGAUAUCAUAACAAAACUCUUAGACAGAGACCCGACAAGAAGACUGGGAGCUCAAGGCUUCAAUGAAAUUAAAAACCAUCCUUUCUUUGCCCCAAUUGAUUGGGUAGCAUUGGAAGCAAAAAGAUUACCGACUCCAUUUACUCCAAGAAUCACGGAUCCACUCCAAGCUGAAAACUUUGAUAGAGAAUUCACUGACGAAGCUCCAACGGAUUCGGUGAUCCCAGAGAACAAGCUGAAUAUGAUUUUGCAAAAUCAAGAGCAGUUUCAAGCAUUUCAUUAG
Blepharisma stoltei is the source of this 1788-nucleotide messenger RNA. The record is from the annotation of a GenBank genome assembly. NCBI's taxonomy places the organism in Eukaryota, Ciliophora, Heterotrichea, Heterotrichida, Blepharismidae.